Messenger RNA from Labrus bergylta (ballan wrasse), 3166 nucleotides. RefSeq names its product glyceronephosphate O-acyltransferase (gene gnpat). NCBI's taxonomy places the organism in Eukaryota, Metazoa, Chordata, Actinopteri, Labriformes, Labridae. Gene Ontology annotation, cellular component: mitochondrial membrane; peroxisomal membrane. Gene Ontology annotation, biological process: fatty acid metabolic process; triglyceride biosynthetic process; ether lipid biosynthetic process. Gene Ontology annotation, molecular function: glycerol-3-phosphate O-acyltransferase activity; glycerone-phosphate O-acyltransferase activity. The record is from RefSeq and is a predicted model, not a curated record.
UUUCCGGCUGCCGUACAACCCGGAAGUACCGCAGAGACGCCAGCAGGUUACACGCCCAUGUGAAGUUUAUCCAGACGCUGCUUAGAGCUGCAAGUGAUUUUAUGAAUCAGAAGAAGGACUAAAGGACUCUUCAGUGAAGUGGAUGCAGCGUGUUUGUCAUAGAGAUCCCAUGCUGAAGAAAAGAGAUGACUUUGAGGACAUUCUGGAGGAGAGGAGGAACUCCAGUGACCUGAGAUACGCGCUCCGAUGUUACACGCCUGUUCUUUACAAAGAAGUGACGCCCUGUGAUUCCAGCAUGCUGAAGGGGAUGGUGCUGCAGUCCGAUCAGCUGCACUUUGUCAUCAAUCAGGUGUCCAAAGAGACGGGCAGAGCCGCUGAUGACCUGAAGGACGAGGCGUCGGCCAUCUUGGACGAGAUGGCUCAGUGUCUGCAGCUCAGCACCGUUCGCUUUUUCGCCUUCGUCCUCAGCAAGGUGUUCAAAACCUUGUUCAGGAGCAUCCGCGUCAACGAAGAGGGCAUCCAGAGGCUCCAGCAGGCCAUUCACGAACACCCGGUCGUUCUGUUACCCAGCCACCGUAGUUACAUGGACUUCCUGCUGAUGUCAUACCUCCUGUACACCUACGACCUGGCUCUGCCCGUCAUCGCUGCAGGCAUGGACUUCAUGGGGAUGAAAUUUGUCGGGGAGAUGCUGCGGAUGUCGGGAGCUUUCUUCAUUCGGAGGUCGUUUGGCGGAGACAAAGUGUACUGGGCCGUCUUCUCAGAGUACGUCAGGACCAUGCUGAAGACUGGAUUUGCACCGGUUGAGUUUUUCUUAGAGGGAACCAGAAGCAGAACGUCCAAAUCUCUGACUCCAAAAUUAGGUCUGCUGAAUAUAGUCAUGGAUCCGUUCCUUAAAGGGGAGGUGUUUGAUAUGAACCUGGUCCCUGUAAGCAUCAGCUAUGAGAGGAUCCUGGAGGAGUCGCUUUAUGCCCGAGAGCUGCUCGGUGUUCCCAAACCGAAGGAGUCCACCUCAGGUCUGUUUAAAGCCAGGAAGGUCCUGAGUGAAGACUACGGCAGCAUCCACGUGUACUUUGGUCAGCCUGUGUCCAUCAGAAGUUUAGCACAGGGGAAAGUUAACCGCUGCCAGUUCAACCUGGAACCAAGACACAUCCCCAGGAGGUCCAGCGAGGAGAUCCAAAGCUUUGUGAAUGACUCGGCCUAUAGGCUGGUGCGGGCUCAGGAGGAGAACAUGGUCCUCAAGCCGUGGGUCCUCCUGGCCUCUUUGCUGCUGCAGAACCACCACCACCAGGACCACCAGAGAGUAGCCGGGGCGCAGAGAGGGAGGAUCACGCUGGAGGAUCUGACUGCACAAGCUCUGUGGCUCAGAGAUCUCUCCCGGGAGUACGGAGCAUUCCUGCACUGGCCAGAUCACACUCCUCCAUCAGAGGUCGUUUCCAGCAGUCUGUCCCUGCAUCAAGGUCUAGUGAGGAUCUGUGAGGGAAGAGUCCAGCUGGCUGUGGAACAAGCAGAAGCAGAAGCAGGAGGCAUCAAAGAGCCUCAAAUCUCCGUCACUCCAGAGGAGGCGCUCUUGAGCCAGGCAGUCGUCAUUCUGUCCUGUGUCUCCUACAGGAACCAGGCGCUGCACGUCUUCCUCAGACCGGCCCUGCUGGCCUCUGCCAUCCACACCGCCUCCUCCAACUGCAAACAGGAGGUCUUCAAUAGUUUCAGCUUCCUGAGGAACAUGUUCUCCAACGAGUUCAUCCUCUGUCCUGGAGAUACAGUGCAGGACUUUGAGGAGGCGUGUUACCUGCUGAUGAAGACGGGCGCUCUGCAGGUCACCCAGCAGGAGGUUGUGGUUACAACGAGCGGACAGAGAACUGUGGCCUUCCUCACCAACAUGUUAGAUCCUUUCUUACAGGGAUACCAGGUGGUGUGCAGGUUCCUGUGUGAGGAAGCCUCCGACAAUCUGACUGAAAAACAGUUUGUUCCUGCGGUCCGGAAGUUCAUCAUCACACUUCUCCUUGCAGGUCGACUAAGAUACACAGAGGUGUUGUCCUCUGACCUCCAGAAGAACGCUCUGGCCGCUUUGCUGAGACUUGGUGCUGUUCAGAAAGUCAAAGGAGUGGAGCAGGGGACUUUAAAGGUGAACAAGGUGAUGGUGAACUCAUUGGAAGACACUUUAGGAGGAAAACUCCCCACUCAGAAAGCAGUCGCCGCUCGCCUCUAAUUCACCGACCUCUUUAUAAGGGACUGAGAGGGUUUGAAUCUUUUCACCUGCAUCUACGUUUUGCCAACGAAAUGCUUUUCUAUGAGAGGUGAAACUUUUUGAGUUUCCAUCUGGAGACGGCUUUAUUUACUCGUUCUUCAACUUCUCUUUCUCCUCUCCUCUUUCUCCUUUUUCUUCCAAUGACUCUUCUACUAAAAAAAAACAAAAAAGCUUUUCUACAUGUUGAUGAAACCGGGGGAUGAGUGAGAGAGUGGAGCUUUUUGAAGCUGUGUCUCAAAGCUUUUCUUUGGCUCAUUGUGAAUAUCUGACCUUUUGCUACGAGCAGCUUGUUGUGAGAGCUUGUGAACCUGCCAACUCCUUUGAGGAGAGCGUCCACUCUUCAUUGUGUUUGAUAUGGAUCCUCUAACACUCGGCGUGCUUUGUCUUCUCAUCUGCUUUUUUUUAAUUCUUCAUCCAAGCUUUAUUCUGCCUCUCGACUAUCUGUUAGUCUCGCCUCUCUUUUGUCUGAGCACUUUAAUCUAUUUAUUCAUGCAAUGUGGUGUGGACCUAACUCUGUUUUCUCUGUUUUUCACUAUUUGUCUUUGAUUUUUAUGAAACAAAUGUUGCUGAAACUGGUGGACAAAAGGAUCUGUUGGGUUUUUUGUAUUUAUGCUUACAGUCAAAAAAGUUUUUCUUUUGCACUCCAUGAAAGAAAUAGUUUAUAUAUCUUAGCUGAAGUUGCCACAGACUCUAAACUACUUGAAGAAAAUCUUCCACCAGGUGUCAAAGUCGGCUUUAAACCACCCUGGUUCAAGCUUUAAAGAAAAAACAAACACUCCAGUUUACACAGUGGAGAUGAAGCUACAGGGUUUAAAACAAGUGUCAAAAAAAAGUUGCCAAACUCCAUUUAAAGGUCACAUAUUAUGCCAAAUACAAUUCAACAUGUUUUUUAAAUACCUGUCCCUAAUCUGUCUACAAACC